AUGGCUGGUCUUCAAAGUCAAUACAAGGUCAUUUCGACCACUGAGUAUUUAGGCACCAGGGUUGAGGUCCUUGAAGGAGAUUUGUUAAAAUAUCCGGUCGAUGUGAUUGUCAAUGCUGCGAAUGUUAGGUUGAAAAAGGGAAGUGGUAUUGAUGGGGCGAUUCAUGCCGCAGCUGGUGCAGAACUUCAAACUGAAAUGAACGAGCUAUUUCCGCAUCCAGGACAAGUGGGUGCAGCUUAUGGAACGACACAUUCUUGGAAUAUUAGAUCUUGCAGAUAUAUUAUCCAUGCUAUUGGUCCGAAUUGGAAUAUAGCAAAUCAGCGAGAUGGAAAACUUUUGUUGACCGCUUUUCGGAAAAGUCUAGACCUUGCGAUGGAAAACAAGCUGAGAUCCAUUGCAUUUCCAGGAAUUUCGAUGGGCAUCUUUGCAAUGCCAAAAGAUCUAGCAGGAUUAAUGAUAAUGACCGCCAUUAGAACAUGGAUCAAGGAGCACCAGGGAGAAAUGGAUCGCAUUAGUAUAUUGCUACUUGGGUAUUCAGAAAAUGAUAUAGUAGAGACGCAGUUGCACGAAAUCACUCGAUAUAUGCCAGAUACGGGUUCUAAUCUGGAUCAAAAAGUACCCGCAGCUUUCGGAAAAAAGCCUCAUGCUACUACAGCACCAGCACCUCUUCCAAUCACGACAACCAGCGGGCCUCCACCUGACCCGAAAAUUCCCAGCCCUUUCUCUGAAGAUUCGGGUCAAGUUGAGACUCCAGACCCUAAAACUGACCAAUCAGCUUCACCAACACCUCCUCCGGUUACGACAACGAGUGAAUUUCCUGCUGUCACUACAGCUGCUGAAGCUCCUCCAUUACCACCAUCUAGAACUCUUCCACCCGGCUCUCGUCCACCUGGAGACCCAGCUGUACCUCCCCCAGGACCUGAAGGCGCGCGUGCUGAGACUCCAAGCGAUUCCGAAGAUGAACCACCCAAUUAUCUCCUCAAUUUCUACGAACCACUAUCACACAUGUGGAUGGGAAGCGAUCGUUAUUACGCAUUGUUGGAAGCGGGAAUCGACCCCGAAACCUUCUACGAAGGAAUGAUUAUUCCUGAUCCCGAAGAAGAUCCCAAUGUAGAUCCCCUCAUUGGCGAAGAAAGAGAUUUCUGGAGAGAAUAUAACGCCGAGAGACUCCGUCGAGGAAAAGAAAUUAGUCAAGCUUUAGGAUUGCCACUGACGGCUGCAGAAACGGCGGAUGAUGAUGUCGGAGCCCUGAAGAUAGCUAAGGAGAAAAGUAUAUCUGACACUCAAGCACUCAUGAGAACAAAAACUGCAGUUCGCGAUGAAUUAAUUAUAAAUGAGGGGACAACUAACUGUACUGCUCUUACAGAACGUGGAUUCCCAUGUCUUUUUCGUGGCUAUACCGCGAUAUGGCGCAAGCAUGAUGUCCCUGAUCGGUGUAGCUUACAUCAGGAUCUGGAGAAAUAUCCGCGGGCUUGA
Molecule: messenger RNA, 1476 nt
Organism: Botrytis fragariae
Lineage: Eukaryota; Fungi; Ascomycota; Leotiomycetes; Helotiales; Sclerotiniaceae
Product: putative appr-1-p processing enzyme family protein
Exons: 1
Coding region: 1-1476 (491 amino acids)
Source: RefSeq, a predicted model, not a curated record